This is a messenger RNA of Trichobilharzia szidati, 960 nucleotides long. The record is from the annotation of a GenBank genome assembly. NCBI's taxonomy places the organism in Eukaryota, Metazoa, Platyhelminthes, Trematoda, Strigeidida, Schistosomatidae.
AUGCACUACUUUCCUAAUUCACCAGGACUGGUAAUCACUUUCAGUCAAGAUAGAUUUUUGAUUGUUUGGCAGUUGGUGGAAGGAUCUAACCUGUCAGUGAUCCUUAAAGUACCUACAAUGUCUGCAGGUGUUUGCUGUUUAGCUCAAUCUGAAUUUAGCAAUGGUCCCUUAGUUGCAGGUCUUUCAGACGGUUCCAUCAUAUUUUGGAAGUUUCCUGCACCAGAAUUGUUUGGUGAAAGAAAUUCUUCUGAUAAUCGAAACAAAGAAAAGUUUGUUUCAAUAUCACCUCGAGGAUGCAAAUCAUCUUCCAUAACCACGCUGUCUUGUCAUCCUUUACCGCAGUUUGAGAAUGUUAUUGCUUAUGGCACUGAAUCAGGUUGUGUGGAGAUUGUAGAUAUUAAUAAGCUACGAAAAAUGAAAUCACGACAGCCUAAACCGCAGCUGUAUGCAUUUGGUUCAACUGUGUAUCGAGUUGCCUGGGGGCCUUUACUAUUUUCUGAUAUAUAUCGUAGAAAGGCAAACAAAAGUGAACAGAGAACUAGCGAAAAUCAUUCGAAAUCUGAUAAUUGUAGCAUUUCAACAAUGCAUAUAAUUGCACAAGAAGAUGGGAAUUCCACCGAGGAUAACGAAGCCUCAUCUAAGUUUUCUUUCUACGUUUAUAGCCACAAAAUUCCCCCCCCUUUUCCGGGUACUACAGAUGAAGACUGGAAAGCAUUGAUCCAUAGUGAGAUAUCAUUCCGUCUUGUCAGUAAAUCUGAACUACCGGGUGUCGAUCUAAUUGCUGAUACUUUUAACUGUUUAGUAGCUGUUGGUUAUCGUUCAGGUGAAGUUGACAUUUAUGGUUUCUUACGUUCGAACUCAUCAAAUUGUGAGGAGGUGAUGGAGAAGGAGUCUAGACGACUUGUCUUUAUUUGUCGUACUGUGAAUUAUUGCAAGUGUGUUAACUGUUUAACUUGGUGA